CGAAAGGGCCACGCAGGGGAUCCUCCGCGGAGCGCAGCGGACACGCGGUCGCGGGAAGAAGGCCAGAGGUCCCAGCAGCGUUCAAGGCCGCGCAGGGUACACUCCACGUACCCCUCCCGGUUCCACGCUGCGGCCAAGAAGCCCUGCCCCCACCUCACGCGGCUCUCCCGGCGACCAAUAGAAAAGGUCCCCGGGCCCCCUCUGGGGGCGCUGCGGGCCCGCGCACGGCUUCUCAGCCAAUGGGAACGGCCGGCUUCGUUCUCGCGGCGGGGCGGGGCGGGGCGGGGCGCUGUCCCCGGACCGCGGGGGCGCCGGCGUGUACCCACGGAGUGUUUCUGUACCCACGGAGUGUUUCUGUACCCACAGAGCUUUCCUGCGAGCGUAGCCUCGGCUCCCAUCGGGCGCAGCCGACGGAUGAUGGGGCGUCUGGGUGUCCGGCGCGGCCUGGAGUGGUUGCUGGGCUUCUACUUCCUCUCCCACAUCCCCCUCACCCUGCUCGUGGAUAUGCAGGCAUUGCUGCCGCCCGAUCUCUACCCCGUCGAGCUGAGAAACCUGUGCAAGUGGUAUACCCAGGAGUUCAAAGACACUCUGCUCCAGAGCCCCCCAGCGUGGUUUAAGGCCUUCCUGUUUUGCGAGCUUGUGUUUCAGCUGCCUUUCUUUCCCUUUGCAACAUAUGCCUUUUUCAAAGGAGGCUGCAAGUGGAUCCGCACCCCUGCAAUCAUCUACUCAGUUCACACCAUGACUACUCUGAUUCCAAUCGUCUCUACAUUUCUGUUCGAGGAUUUCUCCAAAGCCAGUUGUUUCAAAGGACAAGGACCUACGACUUUCCACGAACGACUACUCCUUCUGUCCGUUUACAUCCCCUACUUUCUCAUCCCUCUCAUGCUUCUGCUUUUCAUGUUGCGGAACCCCUACUACAAGUCUGAGGAGAAAAGAAAGAAAAAAUGAGAGAAAUAACCAUGGGCCCAGUGGAAAAGUGCCCAGAGGGCGGUUUCCUGUUGGACCCAGUACCAGAAAACCUGUUCAGAACCCAUGUUUUCAGUAGUAUUUGAAACACACCAGCAGCAACACACAUGAGCAGGACACUGGCGGGGGGGCACAUCAAACCUUCACCUUCCAAGGGCGCUGGCACAGACUCAUCACCUGAGGAUGGGCAGAGGGCUGUGGGCUAGGGUAUAGGGAAGUGCCAAAGCCCUCACCGUGUCCCUGCGCUCCACUGCAGGAAUACUAAAAGCAGGAGAGACCAGAAACUAGAUAAACUUCCAAGAAACAUAUUUGGCAUCUUUGGCGUGUUCAUGAGUCAUGCGACCCACAGUACACGUGUGACUAAUCCUUUGACUCAUAAUUUGUCUCAGCACAGCACUGAUCAGCAAAAUGAAUAGUGGGACACCGCGGGCCAUUUGUAGGUUUGAAAUUAUGGCUCUGUAAUAUUCACUAAAAACUUCCUUGCCCCCAGCCCUAGGUGGGGGGAGAUAUCCUAUAAGCGGUUGAAACUUAGCUUUCCUUAAAGUUCAUACCUGGCAUGACUUUCAGAAGUGGGUCAAGCUGGAAGCUGUAUUGUUUCUCUCUUAAACAGGUCGUCCCAGAAGAGGUUCUUGUAGUCUCCUAGUUUCUCCUCUUUCCAUACCUUAUUCUAUUACUUUUUACAGACCACCGAACAUUAAGUUCCUUUAUUUCUGGUGUCUCAGACCUGAGCUGGAGUUGUGCCUCGUACGGGGUAACUUGAGCUCACCUCAUAGUUGAGUAGUUCCUUCCCGUCUUGUUCUCGAAGGGGAUGGGGACGACGGCUGGGCAUGGCAGGUGCAGCGCGUCCACACAGGUUCUCCUCACGUGCCAGGACUGGGCAUUCUGGUAGCUUGCUUUAUGCUCGAGGCCAACUUAAAAGACUUGUGAACACACAUGGGUAAUGGUACACACUGGUCCUGGUGAGCUCCCCCUUUUUGCCUGUUUUGCUGACAAACCCUAAUGGUCUGAUUGUUGGGAGUAUUGUCUGAUUUGUGUGUCUGGUCCAAAUAAAAGUAGGUGCUGACCACUGCCUGGUUUGUUUUGUGACAAGAGGCUAGAGAGUCCAGGGUUGUCUUAAAGAAAGGUUAAAUGUACACCUCAGGGGCACUAGGAGAUACAUCAAGCCAUUUGAAAACAUUAAUUUAUUGCUUUGCCUUCCAAAGCUUUGCAAAUUUACAAAAAAAACAACCCCCAAAGUUUACAGGCUGCCAGGCUGCUCAGUUCAGACUGAAAAUGCAAGAGGUGAGAACCUGGACCGCAAUGGCUGCUGGGUGUUCACCUGCAGAUACACACUGAUAUCUGGAAGAGGCUCCCCCAGAUCUGUGCUACUGCCUUCAGAGAUGCUGCAUUCCUCACACCAUCUCCCAUGACACACUUGGGUCUUUAGUCAAGUCACUGGAAUGGUACAAAUGGUACAGAGGUCUUUUUGGUUUGGGUUGUGGAGUUUUUUUCCUUUUUUUUUUUUUUUUUUUU
This is a messenger RNA of Sus scrofa (pig), 2478 nucleotides long. RefSeq names its product transmembrane protein 97 (gene TMEM97). Gene Ontology annotation, cellular component: endoplasmic reticulum. The record is from RefSeq and is a predicted model, not a curated record. NCBI's taxonomy places the organism in Eukaryota, Metazoa, Chordata, Mammalia, Artiodactyla, Suidae.